AUGAGUAGUAGUUCGUCUUUAUCGAUUACAAGAGCCAAGGAAGCUGCUAGAAUUGCAGAAUUGAAAGCCGAGGCAGCCGCUUCUAACCUCGUGGGUAUAACUUUAAUUUCUCUUUCUUCAGGUUGAAUGAAUCUUCAUGACUGAUGGACUCAUGCCCAUAACAGACCGAAUUCAACGUAACCUUAUUUUAAACGAAAAGGAUAAAUAUAAGGAUAUUAAGCUUCAGCUUCUCAAGGGAGGCCGUGGGCAGUUUGGAUUCCGCUUCCUUAACGAAAUCAAAUGGGCAGCAGCGAGAUUUAACUUUCAGUACCUUCUUAGAAUCGAUGAUGACUACUUCCUGCGUUCAAAAAGGCUUCUUUCUGAGCUACCAUUGAGGCCGAAACAAAAUCUAGUCUGGAGAUUUUUCCACUGUGAAGUAGGAAUCACAUGGCUGGAUGAAGCAUUUAUGAUAUUCUCUGAAGAUAUCAUUCAGAAGUUCUUGGCGCAGAACAAAAGCUCGAUGUUGUGUCAUCCACAUGCGGACCAACAAGUCAUGUUGUGGCUGAGCAAUAUUGUAAACAAAAUAUACUUCCACGAUAUUAGCUAG
This is a messenger RNA of Porites lobata, 586 nucleotides long. Lineage: Eukaryota; Metazoa; Cnidaria; Anthozoa; Scleractinia; Poritidae. The record is from the annotation of a GenBank genome assembly.